Messenger RNA from Theobroma umbraticum, 802 nucleotides. Its product is annotated as putative WRKY transcription factor 75. Gene Ontology annotation, biological process: regulation of DNA-templated transcription. NCBI's taxonomy places the organism in Eukaryota, Viridiplantae, Streptophyta, Magnoliopsida, Malvales, Malvaceae. Gene Ontology annotation, molecular function: sequence-specific DNA binding; DNA-binding transcription factor activity. The record is from RefSeq and is a predicted model, not a curated record.
AUAUGGGUUUGUAUUUCUCUGCUGCUUUUGCUCUGCAUACAUCUCAGUUGAAUGAAUUUGUGUAGCUUUUUGGCCAACAAGCCGCUUCAUCUUUUGCAGUAGACUUUCUUUCAUCCUUCUUCUUCUUCUUCUUUAUAAGCACUGGCUUUGAAUCCACAUGGAGAACUAUCAAAUGUUCUUUCCUAUCUCCUCGUCAGCAGCAUCAGCUUACCCUUUUCCAACAAACAUGGCACCUAGUUCACAAGUUUUUAACAAUUUUCAUGGCAACAGCUCGAAUGGGUUCUUGGGUUUGAAGACAGAGAGCUUCAUCCAGAAACCAGAAGUUAAAGAAAUUGUUCAGAAUGGGAGUUUUGUUGGUUCUGAAACCGAGGUAAAAUCAGGUAAAAAGAAGGAAAAGAAGAUUAGGAAGCCCAGAUAUGCUUUUCAAACAAGGAGUCAGGUGGAUAUACUUGAUGAUGGAUAUCGAUGGAGGAAAUACGGCCAAAAAGCUGUUAAGAACAACAAAUUUCCUAGGAGCUAUUACCGAUGCACACAUCAAGGAUGCAAUGUAAAGAAGCAAGUUCAACGUCUAACCAAAGAUGAAAGUGUUGUGGUGACCACCUACGAAGGGAUGCACACUCAUCCCAUAGAGAAGCCAUCAGACAAUUUUGAACAUAUCUUGAGUCAGAUGCAAAUCUACACACCCUUUUGAAAGAAUUCCAUCAUCAUGCAUAUAUAGCUAGAUGAAACAAAUGUUGUAUGCCUCUGUCCUGGAUUUACUCCUUUCCUUAUGAAAUAAAAGUUGUGACUUUAGGAAUGUUAA